UCAAAGUAAGACAAAAAUUAACACAUAUAGAAAAAUAUAUUUCCCCAUAUGGUAGUAUUAACUGGCAUCAUCUCCUCUCCUCACCCAUACAACUUGGUUUUUAUAUAAAUAGUUAGAUAGAUGUGUCUUUAUCCCUCAUCAGUUUCUUCUCUUGCAUAUCUUUUCAUUUAUACAAAGCACCAACAAAAACCUAAUCAUGCUGUAUUCAACACACCAAGAGUGUGGGGUUUGUAAGCGAGUCUUCGUAUCGCCACAACACCUAAUCUCACACAUCAACGCUUUUCACUCCAACCGCCGUGUUCCUCCCACCUUCUCUUCCCCCGCCGCCGCUGCACCCACCAACUUCCGCUACCACCCGAACGUGAACCAGAACCGGAACCCUAAUCCUGGUUUUCAGGGGAGGACUCAUAUGGAUUACUACCGUAGGGGUUAUCUUGAUGAUGAAGGGAAGUUUCAUAAAGGGUUUCCACCGGCGCCGGCUAUGAGUAGGAGUAUGACUCCUCCGGCCAGAAAAUGUAAGUAUUUGAUGCCGAGGACUCCUAAGAUAUCGAAGAUGCCGAAGCUGAUGGAUCUUUUUCCGGAGGAGACGUCAUCGGAGUGUCUCCGUACGCUGCCGCUUCUUUGCCAGCUGGAGCAACGGAGAGAUCAGGAGGAUACUGUAGAGACGGAGAGCAGUGGAGCCAACUCGAGUUCCAUCGACUUGUCGUUAAGGCUAUGAAUUUUAUAUUAUCCGGGCAAAAUUAAUAAAAUAAAAAAGGAGAAAUUUAGGAUUUUAUGAGAACUGUCUUAUGUCUUUUGUGUUUUGUUCUUGUUUUUGUUUGUUUGUUUGUUUGUUUUAACAGUUCUUUGGACUGAUUAGUGUAUCAUAUAUGUAUUUGUUUUUGGAUA
Molecule: messenger RNA, 888 nt
Organism: Capsella rubella
Lineage: Eukaryota; Viridiplantae; Streptophyta; Magnoliopsida; Brassicales; Brassicaceae
Exons: 1
Coding region: 197-718 (173 amino acids)
Source: RefSeq, a predicted model, not a curated record